Messenger RNA from Patiria miniata (bat star), 1473 nucleotides. Its product is annotated as protein arginine N-methyltransferase 1-like. Gene Ontology annotation, biological process: peptidyl-arginine methylation. The record is from RefSeq and is a predicted model, not a curated record. Bases 51 to 1247 code for a protein of 398 amino acids. The transcript is spliced from 10 exons. Lineage: Eukaryota; Metazoa; Echinodermata; Asteroidea; Valvatida; Asterinidae. Gene Ontology annotation, cellular component: nucleus. Gene Ontology annotation, molecular function: protein-arginine N-methyltransferase activity.
UUAUUUCGCCGUGGCCUUUGCGGCAGUGACCUAUCGGAACGCAGCUUUUGAUGACGUAUGCACAAACGCAUGGCAAAAUCAUACGAAGAAGAAAGGUUUUCUCAUGCAGCAUGUCCGAAACGAUGGAGACACAACAAGUAUCCGAUAUGGCAACCGUCUCUAUUCAGGCUCCUGCGUUGCCAGAACCCGCGCUGAAACCCCUGGUGAACGGGGGGACGGAAGAGGGGGGUGCUGAGGGACACACCGAAAAGAAAGCUAAGCUGGAGGAUAUGACGUCCAAAGAUUACUACUUUGACUCCUAUGCUCACUUCGGAAUUCACGAGGAAAUGCUAAAAGACGAGGUGCGAACGUUGACCUACCGUAACGCCAUGUGGCACAACAAGCACCUAUUCAAGGGCAAGACGGUCCUUGACGUGGGUUGCGGUACGGGGAUCCUGUGCAUGUUUGCCGCCAAGGCAGGGGCGGCUCAAGUCAUAGGGAUUGAGUGCUCCAACAUCAUUGACCACGCAGAGAAGAUCGUCAAAGCCAAUAAGAUGGACGAUGUGAUCACGUUAAUCAAAGGCAAAGUGGAGGAGGUUACCCUGCCUGUCGAGAAGGUGGACAUCAUCAUCAGCGAGUGGAUGGGCUACUGCCUGUUCUACGAGUCGAUGCUCAACACAGUACUGUACGCAAGGGACAAAUGGCUGAGCAGGGGAGGGUUAAUAUUCCCAGACAGGGCAACUCUACACAUCACAGCUAUCGAGGACAGACAGUACAAGGACGAAAAGAUCAAUUGGUGGGACAAUGUGUACGGUUUUGACAUGAGCUGUAUCAGGGAAAUUGCAAUCAGCGAACCACUUGUUGAUGUGGUGGAUCCCAAGCAGAGGGUGACCAACACCUUCCUCAUAAAGGAAAUUGACAUGUACACAGUGACCAUUGAUGAUCUGACGUUCACCUCCAAUUUCUGCCUGGCCGUCCAGCGCAACGAUUACAUCCAAGCUCUGGUCACCUACUUCAACAUCGACUUCAGCAUGUGCCAUAAACGAAUCGGCUUCUCAACCUCACCGGAUGCCCCUUACACCCACUGGAAACAGACGGUCUUCUACAUCGACGAUUACAUCACUGUGAAGCGGGGAGAGGCAAUCAACGGUGUCCUGUCCAUGAAGCCCAACGUGAAAAACAACCGAGACUUGGACUUCACAGUAGAGCUGGAGUUUGAAGGGGAGCUCUCACAGAUGAAACAGACACUUCAGUACCACAUGCGGUAGGACCGCCGUCACGAUUGUGGGAGGGGCGGGGCACUUGUAAUGUUAUCUGUGUGGGGGGGGGGGCUCAGCUCAGGUGUAGUUUUUAUAGGGACAGUCUGUUGCCUUUCAGUUGUGUCACGUCUCCGCGUUUGCCGCUUUGUGUCCUAAACUUUUAACAAGACCCACAGAGACUAUAGCUUAAACAUUAACCCAAGUCCUGUCGGUGUUUUUGGUAGGAACCUUUUCU